AUUGUGCAGUCUUGGCAGGCAAAGCAGCUUCUUUUACUUAAAACCCAUUAAGCACUAAUUAAUUAACAAGUAGAGGAGGUAAAUCAAGAUAAACGUGCGCUUGCUUUUUUUAAAUGCUUUUGUAACUGUCCAGUCUGAUGUAGCAAUGGGGGAAAAAAAUCCCAUUGUUCCAGCAAUGGCAGAACCUAACAAAAACCAACUGAGAUGACUUAAUGAAUUGAGUUGGCCAACUGCUAGAAACAGAGACCAAUAACCUCCAAAACUUACAGAAUUACACAAAUGAGAAGCUGAGAUCCUGAUUUACACUUGGUUUUUUCCAGGGGGGUUUGAAAUUAACCACCUAAUAUGUUCAAACUUGGAGAAAUGGGCUUGACAAAAAAGUUGUCAACCUGCCUUAAACUUGUUAUAAAAUCCAAGCCGAUGACAAGUUUCUGUAACACUCAGAAAAGAUUAAUUUAAAUGGCAAAGCAAUGGCAGGUUUUUGCAGCGGCAAUUGUUUUGGUAUUUGAACCUUUGGCUUCAGCUGCAUCUUUGGUCACAUUUGUUUUUGGGGACUCAUUGGCAGAAGUUGGAAACAACAAUCAUCUGCAGUAUUCUUUGGCAAGGUCAGAUUAUCCCUGGUAUGGGAUUGAUUUUACUGGGAGGCAGGCUACCGGAAGAUUCACAAAUGGAAGAACCAUUGGGGAUAUUCUAUCUGAAAAGCUUGGGAUUUCAUCACCACCACCUUAUCUUUCCUUGUCACAAAAUGAUGAUGCAAUCCUUCAAGGGGUGAAUUAUGCUUCCGGUGGAGCAGGAAUUCUCAAUGAGACAGGGCAAUAUUUUGUUCAGAGAUUGACCUUUGAUGAUCAGAUAAAUUACUUCAAAAAUACAAAGGAGCAAAUCAGGGCUAAAAUAGGUGAAGAGGCUGCAAACAAGCUUUGCAAUGAGGCUAUCUACUUCAUUGGAAUUGGCAGUAAUGACUAUGUAAACAAUUUCUUGCAGCCCUUUCUAGCAGAUGCGCAACAGUAUACACACGAUGAAUUUGUUGAACUUUUGACUUCAACCUUGGAGCGACAACUUUCGAGGCUUUACCAACUUGGGGCAAGAAAGAUUUUGUUCCAUGGCCUUGGGCCAUUAGGCUGCAUUCCUUCCCAGAGAGUGAAAUCGAACACAGGCCAAUGCUUGAAGAAAGUGAAUGACUGGAUGAUGGAAUUCAAUUCCCAAGUGCAAGACCUGAUAACAUCUCUAAACAAACGCCUCCCCAAUGCACAGAUGAUGUUUGCUGACACAUAUCCAGCAGUUCUUGAUUUGAUCAUCAACCCAACAGUCUAUGGUUUUAAGAUCUCUAACACAUCAUGUUGCAAUGUUGACACAAACAUUGGUGGUUUAUGCUUGCCAAACUCAAAACUAUGCAAUAAUCGCAAAGAAUAUGUAUUUUGGGAUGCUUUUCAUCCAACAGAUGCAGCAAAUGAAGUGCUGGCUGAGAAGUUGUUAUCCAGCUUAUCUUCUGCCACUGCUCCUUCCCUUCCACCAAAGCCACAGUGACUCGUUUCUCAAAACCUUUUGUGUUAAUGAUUGUUAAAAGUUUUUAAAACCAUUUUAUAUCAUUCGCACUGCUUAAAAAGUAAAAUGUAGCGAUCUGUUUUACCCCUAUUGAGUUUCAACAUGUAACUUAGCUGCUUUAUAUCAAUAAAUACCCUAAAAUUUUCCAUAAAACUUGGAAUUUUGAAGAAAAGUAAAACCCUUAUAUUCAGUUUUAAUAGUAGUUCCUUUUCUUUUAAGAAAAAUGUAGUUGAAGUUUGGGAUCAGACUGACGUGCAAAAAACAAUUCUUCAAAGCUUGCUCAGAUACUAUCCAGCAAUUAAGCUGUCAUCAUUUCCCAAUUUCCACAGUUGAAAAUGUCAAUUUCUCAAAACUGAAUAAUAAAAUCCAUCAAGGAACACUAUUAGAAGGCAAAACUAUCAAAGAUUGUCAGCUAAAGGAAACAACAAAAAGACCCAAAUAGCUCAAAUGCCUGACAAACUUCUAACCUAUAAAAGAAUUGUCAGAAACAUGUUAAAAAAAAAACAAAAUUUCACUUAAAAUAAAAGUGAAAAUUUAAAAACAAAAGAAAAGAAUCCAUAUUUACACUUAAAACAAAUAACCCAUAUGAAAAAUUUAUACAGAAAGAACAUUUUUUUCCUCUUAAAAAAUCAGAAACACAAAACCAAAUCAAUAUUUUUCCACAAUCAGAGAAACAAUAUUCAUAUGAAACAAGAAAAAGGAAAAACAAAGGGAUUAAUUGCUCUCAGUUGAAAGGCCAAGGUUUUCCACAUCAGAGACCAAGAAGAAGGUAAUUUUUUUCUCUAAAAUUUAAGACAAAAGAAAGCCAAAAUCUUCAAGUGCUUGACAAAUGCUUUCUUCCAUA
Molecule: messenger RNA, 2386 nt
Organism: Durio zibethinus
Lineage: Eukaryota; Viridiplantae; Streptophyta; Magnoliopsida; Malvales; Malvaceae
Product: SGNH hydrolase-type esterase superfamily protein
Molecular function (GO): hydrolase activity, acting on ester bonds
Source: RefSeq, a predicted model, not a curated record